This is a messenger RNA of Cololabis saira (Pacific saury), 1289 nucleotides long. RefSeq names its product complement factor H-related protein 1-like. The coding region runs from base 38 to 1078 and encodes 346 amino acids. The transcript has 9 exons. The record is from RefSeq and is a predicted model, not a curated record. NCBI's taxonomy places the organism in Eukaryota, Metazoa, Chordata, Actinopteri, Beloniformes, Belonidae.
ACGAGGCUCUUCUUGCUGUGAUUUAAUCUCAGACAACAUGCAGAUCAAGUUUUACCAUGUCGCUCUCUUGGUUUGGCUUGCUGGGGUUUUGGAUGCACAGAGACCCAGAGCGUCUUGUGGCCCUCCCAGCCUUAAUAAGGGUUAUUUCCUGCCUGUGAAAAAAUCUUAUGGUCAUGAAACAACCAUCACUUACGCCUGUGAAAACAGACAUAAACCAGUCGCAGAGGGCUGGUGGACAACAAGCAAAUGUCUAAAUGGCAAAUGGUCUCCUGAACCUCAGUGUAUAGAGGACACAGCCUGCUUAUCUCCAACCAUCCGCAAUGCAAAGUACACUAAAACGUCAGACGGUUUGUACAAGGAGGGAAAUGUAAUAGAUAUAACAUGCAACCAAGGAUAUACACACAGAGACCACGAUGUCACAGCUGAAUGUAUACAUGGAAAGUGGUCGUCUGUGCCUACCUGUGAGAAGAGUGUCGACGCUUGCAUUUUUCCACCUAAAGUCCCCAAUGCAGUCAUCAUGCAUCAGUACAAGGAGGUCUUCCCUGAUGGUUCAAAAGUGGAAUAUCGCUGUAAAACCGGAUACACUACAGAGCAAAGAGAAAUCUCCAAAUCCAUCCAAUGCAGUCGUGGUACCUGGGAUGAAGCUCCAACGUGCAGUUCUUCUACCAGCUCCAGUUUGGAUGAGGAAGACACUAGACCUUCAUUUACAUCAAUUCACAGAUGUGGAAAAUUCCCUGUAGUUGAAAAUAGUGUUGCUGAGCCGCAGGGUCAGCGGUCUUUGAAGUACAAAUGUGUAAACCUUUAUGAACUACAGGGUCCAGAGACUGUGGUGUGUCACAGCAACAGAAAGUGGUCCGACUUACCCACCUGCAGAGAAAACUUCUGCUCUGUGGACACUAACGCCGACCCUGAAUUAAAAAAUACUGGAGUUGCUUUCUUAGCAAACGGAGAGACAAUGUGGCUUGCUUGUGAAGAUAAGUGGAAAUUUGAAAACUUUGCUCUAUUCCAGUGCAAAGAUCUACAACCCAUUUUAUCCAGAUGUUGUAACAGUUUCCAAAUAACUACAGGUAUCUGCUGAGACCAGAUUAUGAAGAUGCUGCUUUCAGAUUUGCUGAUGAAAUGUCAUCACAGAAGACUUGAGACGAUCGGUUAUGAUCACGCCCUACGUAGCUUUUCAGUCUUAAUGAAUCGCAGCCAAUGGUUUGUGAGCUCAAAGCUGAAUAACUGAAUCAACUUGUAAAUGUGCUCUAGUUUGAAUAAAGUCCUCAUCUGAGACACUAAACAUUCAA